Molecule: messenger RNA, 3422 nt
Organism: Anopheles merus
Lineage: Eukaryota; Metazoa; Arthropoda; Insecta; Diptera; Culicidae
Exons: 2
Coding region: 902-3181 (759 amino acids)
Biological process (GO): positive regulation of DNA-templated transcription
Cellular component (GO): nuclear body
Source: RefSeq, a predicted model, not a curated record
ACCGGGUGCGCAUGUGCCGGGGUGCCGCUUGGCCAAGAAGCAAACAGACGACACGCGGGGCGAAAGCGCACUCGUUGUGGAAUUGUUUUGAGGAAAAGCGCAAUUUAAAAACACUUUAACAACUGGAGACCAGGAGUGAAAUAACCAACUUUACUUCGAAUCGAUACCUUCAGCCUCGGAGCACCCACAAUUUAAAGCUUCUCGCAACCGGCUUGCGCAAAUUACGCGUGCGAGAGGAAGAGAGCGAGAAAGAGGAGAAGGGAGAGACGGUCUUAAAAAAACGCACCCCAAAAUCCACACAAUACGCAAACGGCGCCUCAAGCGAGUGGUUAAGCAACCUGCGAGAAAAAGGAUUCUCACUCUCUCACUCUCUCUCGCACACGCUUUCUCACGCUCUCUGUUUCACCGCUCUGCUUUCGUCCUUGCUGCUGCUGCUGCUGCUGAAAUAGGGGAAAAUCUAGUCAGCUGAGCGGUUCGGGCUAGUGCGACUACGACCAGGACGCGUCUCCUGUUCCAUCCAGUCAGCAGUGUGUGUGAGGCGCUUUCAUCGACAGGACACCCCGUCGCACUUAGAGCGGUGCGCCCGGAAGUUGGUGUGAUUGCCCACCCUCCAAUUUUGUGGGCUGUGUGAAGGUGUGCGUGUGAGUGUAUCUAAUCUCGUGAGUUGGCGCAAGUGGCAAACAGUGGUGUGCUGCGUGACAAGCGACGGCAGCCUUCCUAAGUUGGUCGUGUCGUGCUGGCAAAAGUAUCGAUUUUUUCGACUCUAGCGAGCUUUCCGGAUGUUGAAACUAAAGUGCGCUUUUCACUGAGCUGUGUGUGUGUGUGUGUGUCUUUCGUUUGACGUAAAGUUGCUCUUUCCUUCGGGAAGAAACGACUAAUUUUCAUCGGGUCCGCGUGUACAAUGACAACAACGUCGUCGUCCGCCGGCGGCGGCCCGCCGGAAGUGCGAAGCAGCCGGAUCAGCCAGAAGCAGCGCACCCCGAGCGACGGCACCGACUCAUCGUCGUGCAGUGCCCGCGAACCAUGGAUUUCCACCAACAAGAUCCUCAACAGCAGCCUGUGCGGCCGGCGCAUCAACAGCCGCAACCCGAACUUUGACUACGACGAGACGAAGCUGCUGAUCGCACUGUGGGGCGAUCCGGUGGUGCAGAAAACGCUCAUCACCACGCACAAGAAGCAUCCGGUGAUUGCCGAGCUGGCGCGCAAGAUGCGAGCCCACGGGUACAACCGGUCGACGGAGGAGAUUAACACGCGCAUCAAAAAUCUGAAAUGCUUUUACAACCGCAUCAAGAAGGAUAUGGCGGCGGGCAUUAUCAACCAGACGACGUGGCGCCAUUACGCCGAGAUGGAUGAAAUCAUCAGCCGGCCGGUGUUUGGCAAUAAUGCGGCACGGUUGCAGGUACAGCAGCAGCAGCAGCAGCAAACGAAUCAGUCGGAGUCGGAGGAGCAGGGAAGAAAUGAGCAGGAGGAAGGUGGAAAGGACGAGGUGCAUCAGUUGCCGGUGAAGCUGGAGCUGAUGAGCGACGACGAUGAUGAGUACGAGCCGACCGAGAUACGGGCGGAAGAUCUGCUUACCAUCGAUGCGAAGUUUCCGGACGACUCGCCAGCACCGACACCGAGCCAGCGGUCGAUGCGAAGAAGCAGGGGUAGUGCCGUCGGUGGUGGCAGUAAGAAUGGGAAGAAUGCCACCAACGGACGAGCCGCCGAACGGAAGCAAACGGAGGAUGAAGAUGAGGACGACGAUGAGGACGACGAUGACGAGGAGGAAGAGGACGAUGACGAAGGUAGCGACUUUGAUGUGGAAAAUGAAUUCAACGAUGGCUUGGAUGAGUUGCUCCAGAAAGCGCAGGCCACCAAGACCAACACCAUGGGGAAACCGGCCGGCCCGAAACCUGCUACCAAUGAGAGCGGGUUGGUGAUAAAGACAAUUACCUCCGGCAAUGGUACCACAAUUACGGCAACGGGCGGCACCUCCACGAGCAUACCGACGGCCGGGAAGAUAUCCGUAGUGCCGACGAAUCUACUGAUGAAGCAACCGACGGCAGCAUCGGUCGCGUCCAGCAUGGCCACCCCGAUACAGAUCUACACCCAGCCGACGAUGAGCCUCGGGAAGGGCGUUGCGUCUGCCGUGCCGGGCACGGUGGGAGCUUCCGCCGGCGGCGGUGGUGCUGGCGGCGUUCCGGGAGCACCAAUGAAGCUGCUCCUAGUGAACACCGUGGGCAAGGAUGGCAAAACGCAGCAAAUACUGACGCCCGCCUCGGAAGCGACGGCCGCCGGCAUGCCCAAGCUGCUGCCCGCCGCGAUGCCUCACACCAAGCUGCCGCUCUCGGUCACCGGCCAGUCCCCGAUCGUCACCAUACCGACCAUGAAUGUGCCCGGCAAGGUGGGCCUCGAGCAGCACAAACCGAGCGCGACCGGCGGGCGUUCGGCGUCCGGCGGCCAGUCGGCCGGUUUCCGCACCCUGCUCACCCAGCUCGUUACGAUACAGCGCGAAAAUCUGGCACUCAACCAGGAGCGGCUCGCGCUGGAGAAGGAGCGGCUCGAGUUCGAGAAGCAGUUCGGUGGCUCGCUGGUCGGCAUGGUGCGCAACAUGAGCACGUUCUUUGCCGGCAUGCUGCAGCAGCAGCGCAAGGAGCAGCACCAGGUGAAGGAUUCCGGCCAGCGCCCGGUGGCACCACCGGCGGACAGCAAAUCCCCGGUCGAGCAGGGAAGAAAAAGCCCGGACGGCAGCAAAUCCCCACCGAUCGGGGAGAAAGAACUGGAAGCCGUUCCCACCACCGCUGCUGCUGCUGCUGCUGCUGCUGGUGGUGCUUCGUUGGAGUUGAGUGAAAUUUCAUCCUCUCCUUCCUCGUCCGCUUCUACAUCGCGGGUUGCAUCGCCCACAUCCACCACGAAGGUGUCGGCUGGGGAGAAUGAAAAGGAAGCGAAGGAUGCGAGUGGUACGAAACGGCCUGCCGAACCGUCCUCUUCCUCGCCACCGGAAGAUUCUACCGUCGUGCCGGCCGCAUCCACCGGGAAGGCGACAUCCACGUCGGACGUGACGCUGCCCAAGAAGCGCCGCAUGAUGACACGCAACUCAGCGCAGCACAACACAGCGCACCCUGCCGGAGACGCUAACCACGGAGCUGCGGACGACGAUCCGCUCAAGACGGAAAUCAUCAGCGAUGCGGACGAGCAGUGAACGCGAUGCGCCAUACGUUUAAAGUUUUCUGUUCCUUUCUUUUUCGUUCGUUUUUUCUCGAGUGCUUACUUUAAGACCACUUCGAUGCUUCGAUUGCUUCGUUACAAUUCCAUUCUAUUUAUCGCUUGGUAUAGGUUUUUUAUAUAAACCCUAUUGAAUUAUGUUCGUUCAGGCACACUGCACGAUUACCAGCUCUCGGGCUGGGAAAAAAAGACACUGUAAGAUCUAAAAAGAGAUGAAA